AUGUCCCGCAUAACCAUUGACGAGACGUCCCCGUCGGGAGAGGUCCUGAAUACGUAUGUCAUGACCCAAUCAGGAGGCAUAGAGACAACGGGCUCCUCGCGAAAUUCGCCUUCCUCCACUGGCCGAAUCGAUGUUGUUCCUCCUGAUCCGUUGAAGCCUGCCGCCAGCUCCUUUCCCCCACCGACCACAGUCUUUCGCAGACUGCUCGAACCGUUCCUGCCAGUAGGGUACCCUGAUAGUGUUUCUCCUGACUAUACGCCUUACCAGAUCUACGACUCCCUACAAGCGCUCUUCUCCACAACGGCCUCGCUCCUCGCCUCACGCGCCGUCCUCACCACACUCGGUGUGGGCUCCAGCGACGCCACCACCUCGUUCGCCAUGUAUCUGUCCAUCGCCCAAUCGACGCUCUCCAACGUCACGUCCAUCCUCUUCGCGCACCGCUUCUCCACCGCCAUCGCCGGGCACGUCAAGUUCUUCCGCUUCUUCGCCGACAUUGUCAACGACAGUGCCUUCGUGCUAGACGUGCUGUCGCCGUCGCUGCCGCCGUGGGGCCGCGUCCCAGCGCUCUGUGCGGCCAGUUGCUGUCGCGCGGUCUGCGGUGUGGCGGGUGGGGCGAGCAAAGCGAUUCUGAGCGGCCACUUCGCAAAGGGGGGAAAUGUGGGGGAACUGGCGGCGAAGGAUGGAAGUCAAGAGGUUCUAGUCAAUUUGGUGGGGAUGUGGAUUGGUGGGUUUGUAGUGGGCAGGAUCGAAGGGCCUUUGGUCACGUGGGGAGUGCUGUUGGUGCUAUUAGCUGGACACCUGUGGGCGAAUUGGGCGGCUGUAAGUAGUGUGAGGUUGAGAACAUUGGAGGGCGGGAGGAUGGCAAUGGUCGGAGCGAGGCUGAUGGAGGGGAGUGGAGUCAGCGUCGAGGAGGUUGGGAGGGAGGAGAGCAUCUUGCUUGACGUUGCCCAGACUGGAAGAAAGAACAUGCCGCUGCGAUUACGCGGAAAAGUGGUAGGGACGUGCUGCUUCGGAGGCGUCAGAGGCCUACUGGCAUGUGCUGGAUGGAGCAGCCAGGCAGGUGAUAGGGCGUAUGUCGGAGAUGCGCCAUCUUUACGAUCACUGAUCGAGAUUUUCCAGGAAGAAAAUUACCUGCUCUGGUGGGAUUGGAAGGCUCGCCGCUGUGUCGUUUUGUUGAAGGGCGGCGGCGACGUGGCCGCCCAACUCAAGGCCAUGUGUCAUGCAUUCAGAAUUUGUGGGACUGUGGGUCACGACACCGAGCGCAAGACAGCGCUGGAUAUCAUUAGGGAAACCCUUGUCAUAAAUCGCGCGGAAUGGUCGCGGCUAUCAACCGCCGUUCGCGUGGGAGGCUGGAAGUUCGAGACCUCUGACUCAAUGGCGGGCUCAGGAACGCGAUUCGAAGUCAGACCGUCCAAAUAG
Cyphellophora europaea CBS 101466 is the source of this 1419-nucleotide messenger RNA. RefSeq lists its product as uncharacterized. The coding region runs from base 1 to 1419 and encodes 472 amino acids. The record is from RefSeq and is a predicted model, not a curated record. Lineage: Eukaryota; Fungi; Ascomycota; Eurotiomycetes; Chaetothyriales; Cyphellophoraceae. The transcript has 2 exons.